UAUUUUUAUGAACCUCAUAGGGUGAGGGAAAGUCUUACACCAAUUGAGAAAGCAAAAGAAGAAACAAAAAUAAAGAAAAACACCGAACAGAUUUCUUGAACUUUCACAGAACAAACUAAUCCUCUUCAGUCUUCACUCCUCACUAAAUUUUCUGCGGAUUCUCUUUGGUUACUUUCGUUUCCCAUAUUUCCUUGUUCCUUCCUUCCCACGAACGAAUCAUGUCAAUCAUCGGAGAGGCUGCUUUAUCCGCUUUCUUUGAGGUGCUGUUUAAGAAGCUAGCCUCCUCUGAUUUGUUGAAGAUCAUUCAGCAAGAACAACUUCAUGCUGAGCUCAAGAAGUGGAAGACAUCGUUAUUGAAAAUCCGUGCGGUUUUGGAUGACGCAGAAGAAAAGCAGUUGACAAGCAGGUUGGUGAAGAUCUGGUUGGAUGAACUCCAAGACUUGGCUUAUGAUGCAGAUGACAUCUUGGACGAGUUUGCUACUGAAGCUUUGCGACGUAGGUUGAAUGCAGAACCAGGCACAAGUAAGAUACGGAAUUUUGUCCCUGCUUGUUGUGUAAGUUUCAAUCCAAGUUUUGUUAUGUUCGAUGCCAAUAUGCGGUCCAAGAUUGAAGUUAUCAAUACAAGACUGCAAAAAAUUGUGACAGAAAAGAAUGAUCUGGGAUUGAUAGAAAAUACUGGGGGAAGGAUUAGAACAACAAGAUCAUGGGUGCCCACAACUUCUCUGGUGAAUGAAAAACAAAAUUAUGGCAGGGAUAAAGAUAAAAAGGCUAUUGUUGAUUUGUUGCUAAGCCGUGAAUUAAGUGAUGCUCAACUCUCUGUGAUUCCCAUACUUGGGUAUGGGGGGAUUGGGUAAGACAACUCUUGCCCAACUAGUCUACAACGACGAUGAUGUGAGCUGUUAUUUUGAUUUGAAAGCAUGGGCUUGUGUUUCUGAUGAUUUUGACAUUGUAAGGGUAACAAAAGUAAUACUAGAAUCUAUCAUUGCUCCCGAGACUUACGAUGUUAAUGAUUUGAAUUUACUACAAGUCAAAUUGAAGGAGAAACUAUCUGACAAGAAGUUCUUGUUCAUUCUGGAUGACGUUUGGAAUGAAGACUACAAUGAUUGGACUAAACUACGUAGUCCUUUUGAAUUUGGCGCACCAGGAAGUAAGAUUAUUGUCACAACUCGGAAUCAUGGUGUUUCAUUAACAAUGGGAACUACUCCAACUUAUGAGUUGAAAGAUUUGUCAAAUGAUGCUUGUUGGCGUGUAUUUACUCAACACGCAUUGGGGGCAACAGAUUUUACUAUGCAUCCAGAACUUGAAGAUAUUGGUAGAGGUAUUUUAGAUAAGUGUAAGGGUUCACCUUUAGCAGCAAAAGUAUUGGGAGGCCUUUUACGCGCUAAACACAGUUGUGAUGAGUGGAAAAAUGUGUUAAACAGUAAGAUUUGGGAUAUUCCAGAAGAGAAAAGCAGUAUUCUUUCAAUUCUUAAAUUAAGCUACGAAUAUCUCCCUUCACAUUUAAAAAGGUGUUUUGCAUAUUGUUCUCUAUUCCCAAAGGAUUAUAAAUUCAAGGAAAAAGAGCUAGUCUUGUUAUGGAUGGCAGAAGGUUUGGUUCAAGAAACAGAGAGAAACAAGCCGAUGGAAGAUAUUGGAAGUGAGUAUUUUCAAGAUCUACUUAUGAGAUCGUUUUUUCAACAAUCAUACAGUGAUGAAUCACUCUUCGUCAUGCAUGAUCUUAUCAAUGAUAUUGCUCAAUGGGCAGCAGGAGGCUUGUGCUAUAGAUUGGAAGAUACAUUGUGUGGUAAUAACCAAUCUGAUAUUUUUACAAAGGUACGCCAUUUCUCUUAUGUUCAAUCUAUGUAUGAUGGAAUUAAAAAGUUUGAAGAUUUCCCCAAAGAUAUGCAUCUACGAACCUUCAUGUCAUUACCAAUAAAAAAUUGGGGCUAUUUAACAAAUGACGUUCCUAGUCGUUUAUUGCCACAAUUAAGAUAUUUAAGGGUAUUAUCCUUAGGCGGAUAUCAAAUCUUUGAGAUACCAAAUUCAAUUAGUGAUUUGAAACACUUAAGAUACCUCAACCUUUCUAACACUUCAAUUAGGAGUUUACCAGCAUCAACAAGUUCUUUAUACAAUUUGCAGACAUUGUUAUUGAAAGGUUGUUCUCGCCUCACAAAGUUACCAAUGAAAAUUGGGAAUCUUGUCAAUCUUCAACAUCUAGAUAUUACAAAUGCAGAUUCAAUCAAAGAGAUGCCAAUGGGAAUAGAAGAAUUAAAAAACCUACAAACACUAUCCAAUUUUAUAGUCGGGAAAGAUACUGGAUCCAAGAUAGGAGAUUUAUUGAACUUGGAGUUCCUUCGGGGAAGACUUUGUAUUUCAAGCUUGGAGAAUGUGCUUGAUGUUGAGGAGGCAAGAAAGGCCAAUUUAAAUGGUAAAAGGGGUUUAGAUGCAUUAGUGAUGAAAUGGGAGCAUGCAGUAGAUGAUAUACAAGACAGUGGAAUUGCAAUAGAUGUUCUUAAUAUGCUUCGACCUAAUACAAUGGUGAAAACACUUUUCAUUGAGGGCUAUGUUGGUACACAAUUCCCAACGUGGUUAAGAGAUCCUUCCUUUUCUAAUAUGGUAGAGCUAAAGAUUGAUAGAUGUGGAAAAUGUAUGUCCUUACCUGCGGUCGGACAACUACCCUCUCUUAAAUACCUUGUCAUUAUAAGAAUGGGUCGGGUGCAAAUUGUUGGUCCUGAGUUUUAUGGGGAUGGUUGCUUGAAGCCUUUUCAAUCGUUAGAGACCCUUUGCUUUGAUGAUAUGCAAGAAUGGCGAGAUUGGAUUCCUUGCAAAGAUGAGUAUGAAGAAUUCCCUCGCUUGCGUGAGCUUUCUAUCUCUCGAUGCCCCAAAUUGCAAGGAAAAUUGCCCCGUCAUCUCUCAUCUUUGGUAAAAUUUUCUAUUCAUGAGUGUGAGCAAUUGGUUGUUUCAAUUCCAAGCCUUCCAAAGCUUCAUGAAUUUGAAAUUGUGGGAUGCAAAGAGGUGAACAAGAGCGAGGUUGAGUUAUGCUUGCUAAAGUCCAUGGUUCUUUCUAUUCCAGAUCUGAAAAGUUUGACGGAGGAGUUCAUGCAUGGGUUAGCAAAGGUAGAAAAUCUGACAAUAAAUGAUUGCAAGGAGUUGACAUCUCUAUGGCCAAAUAGGUUCACCUCCCUUGUAACACUACAUAUGAUAUCGUGCCCAAGUCUUGUCAACAUCAAUUGCUUGACGUCUACGUUAAGGACACUGAAAAUUGUAGGUUGCAGUGCUUUGAAAUCCUUGCCAAUGUCCAAUUGUACAUGUAUAGAAUAUGCAACUAUUGAGGUAUGUAAUUCUUUGAUGUUCAUAUCAAGAGGCCAGCUACCUCCAACUUUGAAAAGGCUAGAGAUAAAUGAUUGUGAGAAUUUGCAGUUUGUGGUAGACGAGGGGGAGGCUUCUUCUUCUUCUUCACCUUCUUCUUUAUUGAUGAAUGAGGAGAGUCUUAGUAGCAACAGUCACAACUAUGAAUCUCUUCUUGAGCACUUGGAGAUUAGAGAUUGUCCAUCUCUAAAGUACUUAUGCGACCUACCUGCCACACUUAAAACACCUUGACAUUUGGGGAUGCUCAGAGUUGACAUCCUUAUCAUUUAGAAACCAGUUACCUACAGCCCUUGUAAGCCUUAUUGUAUGGUUUUGUCCAAAGCUAGAGUCAAUAGCAGACAAGUUACUCAAUAAUGCGUCUCUUGAACAGCUUGAAAUUUGGAAUUGUGAAAAUCUUAAAUCCUUACCUGAGGGUCUACACAAAUUAUGCCAUCUCAAUAAGAUCGAUAUAAAUAGGUGUCCUAGUGUUGUUUGCUUCCCAGAUGGAGGGUUGCUCCCCACCAGCCUGAGAGAGCUUUCGAUUAGAGACUGUGAGAAAUUGGAGGCCUUGCCCAAUGGCAUGCACAACCUAACCUCGCUUCAAGAGUUAAGCAUAUGUGAUUGUCAAAGCCUUAAGUCCUUUCCGGAAGAUGGUUACCCCUCCAACUUAACAUCACUUAGGUUGAAAGGUGUGAAUAUCCGUAAACAAGUAUUUGAAUGGGGAUUCCACAAACUCAUAUCUCUCAGAUAUCUUUGCAUUUAUGGUGAAUUUCUAGAUUGGAAGUCGUUUCCUGAUAAGGAAGAUGGGGAGACAAUGAUGAUGUUGCCUACCUCUCUCAUCGAACUGAGAAUUGUAAAUUUUCAAAACAUAGUAUUCCUAUCCUCCAAGGACUUUCAAACCCUCUCUUCUCUUCAACGAUUGUCGAUUGUCAAUUGCCCUAAACUCGCAUCCCUCCCAGAGAAGGGCCUACCUACCACGCUUGUGAAGCUACAUAUUAGAUUGUGUCCUGUGCUGAAUCAACAUUGCAAGAAAGGCAAAGGGCAAGAGUGGUUCAAGAUCGCCCACAUCCCUUACGUUGAGAUUGAUGGCAAGUUGGUCUAUGAGCUAGAGGAGGAGGAGGAGCAAUAGUUGUGUAAAACAGAGAAGAAAAAGUACAAAUAUUUGCUCCUUCCAGUUUAUAUAUAUAUCAUGUUGUGGAACAUCAUGAUCAGUGGAUAUGCAAAUAAUUGCUUGAUGGCUUUUUUAUGCUAUGCCCAAGCAGAAUGUCAUUUCAACCAAAGAUUAUGCUUUGUAUGGAUAAUUGAUGCAUUGACAUCCGUGCUGCAGAUGGCAGCAGCUCUUUGGGCUAUAUGGAAUUGCAAGAAUAUGGGCAUGUUUGAAGGGAAGGUUGUCAAUGCUUCUCAAACUCUUAACUACUGCAGCCAUAUGGUCACGAUCUGUCAAGAAGCAAUGGUUGGGAAUCAUUCUCUAAGAAGUUGUAAACCUCCUGUGUGCAAUUGGACAUGAUUUGUUGAUUGUUGAUUGCCUAUUGUCGAGUGUCACAAGUGUUGAUCUUAGUGGAAGUUAGUACCAAAUGAAAGAGUUGCUGGUCAGCUGCAAGCUUUGUCAGACAAUUCAUGAAGCCUUGUCCUGUGUACUUAUGAAAGGCGUGAGCAUGGGUUUGCAGCCUUUGUUGUGGAAUGCAAACACCAAGCUGUGAGCCUGCGAGAUAUGAGCUUUCAAGGCAUUGAUGUGCUGCGUUUGCAAUUUUCUAAGCACUGUUUUCAUCAAGUCCCUAGGCAAGUUUUUCAUUGGUCAUUCAAGCUAAAGGUGGCUAACCUGUUAUUGUAGAUGUUCAGAACCAGUGAGAACAUAUAAAUGGCAAAGCAAUGCAACUCAUUUUGCAAGUCUGGUGAUUACAAAUAUUUUUCUUGUCUUCAUUUCAAUUUAGGCAUCUGCAAUUCCUACAACAGGCUUUUGGAAGCAAGAACUUCAUAAUGCCAUAACGCUUUCUCUUUUCCUUAUGUGAUUUCCCUGCCCUUCAGUCCUAAGGAUCAUACACUACCUACCAAACUUUACCAACUUGUAAAUUGUAAUUUUUCUCCUUUUAUGCAUGUAUUUUAAUGAGAAGACUUGUUAUGCUUAAUUCACAGCUUUAGAUCACAGUAAUGAUGGAACUUAUUGUUUUUGAAACUCUUUUAUGUGAGGGAUGUAUUAGUUUUUUAAAUUAUUUUUAUGUGAGGGAUGUAUUAUAAUGUUGCUGCUUGCCUUUUUCAGUAGCAUGCCCUGUGGCGUUCAAAAACACACUCUUUUCGACAUAUGGAACUCUCCAUGUGCUUAUUUGACAGUAAGCUUUUCGUAACUUACUGCAUUGAAGUUUACGGCUAUAAACAGUCUAUGUUGAGCAUUGCACUCUAUUUUGUUAACAGAAUUUUAUGAGGUGUAUUGUAAGAGUAACCUUGACUAAUUUAGUUCCUACUCUUUUUAGCUAAGCACCUAUGACUAAAGGUAUGUAUUAGAUAGCUCAUAUUGCUAUUUAAACAACACAGGUCCAGGGUUGCUCUCUUUAGUUGGAUACAUCAUAUAGUUGUCAAUUGGUGAUUUAUAACGUAUAGCUUGACCUCUCUUUCACAAAAGUCAGAAGUGCCAAAAAUUAGUUAGUCUCUGACUCUCUGUAAUUGAAAUUUUAUACAUCUUUUUUCUAAUUUUUUUUGCUGUUGUCCAAACAAUUGAAUUGUUUACAGGAAUUGGGAACCUUAUCACUUUGCAUCAGUAGGAUUUGGGGACUCUGAAAUUAGAUGAUGAGAGGAGAUUGAAGGAGAAAUUGGAGCUGAGAGCUUGAAAUUACGACCAGGUAGAGUAUCAGUCUGACUGGCGCAAAGAGAGGGAGAGCUCGCAGAGUAGCUACAGAAAGCUUCUGAAGACCAAACUGGAGAAUUGGUUGAGAAUAAAAGAAUCACUUGGCAUUGCACAUUGUACAUAAAAAGUUGAAAUCAUAGCUUUAAGAUCUACCUACCACCAUAGUGAGUACUAUAUUAAUUGAACUAUCUAAAUUUCAGCUACUUUACUAUUGACAUUGGAUGUAAAGUGAAAUAUUUACCUGCAUUACAUUGAUUUUUAUUGGAAUCUUGGAGAGAAAGUGGCAUUAGCGAAAUUUGAAGAUCAGAUCAUGUUCACUUUCAAAGAUUUCAAAAUGGACCUAUAAAAGAAGGGACACAACAAAAAAGGAGGUUUGUGCCAUAAUUCAAAAACAUUCUACUCAGUUUGCACAUGCCCUUUAUGAAAAGUUGAUUCCUGUAUAGACAUUGAAUGAAAAGAAGCAGCCUAGCUAUUUGUAAGGAUCCAUCCCCCGGCAGAAGUCUCCAGUGAAUUUAUAGCUGAGGAAAGAAAAUCCCAAAUGACAAACAACCAAUGAACUUUUCAUGUGUGUUCAUGCAAGUUGUUCAUUGGUCAUUCGAGCUUGAGGAGGCUAACCAGUUAUUAUAGGUGUUCAAAACCAGUGAGAACAUGUAAAUGGCAAAGCAAUGCAACUCAUUUUGCAAGUCUUGUGAUUACAAAUAUUUUUCUUGUCUUCAUUUCAAUUCAGGUAUCUGCAAUUUUCUUUAACAGGCUUUUGGAAGCAAGAACUUCGUAAUGCCAUAACUCUCUCUCUUUUCCUUACGUGAUUUCCCUGCCCUUCACUCCUAAGGAUCUUAAGCUACCUACCAAACUUUACCUACUUGUAAAUUGUAAUUUUUCUCCUUUUAUGCAUAUAUUUUAAUGAGAAGACUUGUUAGGCUUACUUCACAGCUUUAGAUCACAGUAAUGAUGGAACUUACGUAGUUUUUGAAAAAAAAAAAUUCAUGUGAGGGAUGUAUGAGUUUUUGAAAUUAUUUUUGUGUGAGGGAUGUAUUAUAAUGUUACUGCUUGCUUCUUUCAGUAGCAUGUCCUAUGGAUUCAAAAA
Quercus lobata is the source of this 7250-nucleotide messenger RNA. RefSeq names its product putative disease resistance RPP13-like protein 1. Gene Ontology annotation, molecular function: protein binding; ADP binding. Bases 838 to 3579 code for a protein of 913 amino acids. Lineage: Eukaryota; Viridiplantae; Streptophyta; Magnoliopsida; Fagales; Fagaceae. The transcript has 11 exons. The record is from RefSeq and is a predicted model, not a curated record.